AUGCCCGCCACGCCCGCUUCCAGAAACCACCACGCCAACCAUCGUCAGCCUUUAUCCUCUCCUCGUGGACCCGUAAAAGCACAUCCGUCUCACCGUAUCCGGGCGCAUUGCCGCCUCGCAGCCUCCGCCUGCUCUCCCUCUCCCCCGUCUGCGAGCUCCACCGCCUGCGCCCUCCGCCCUCCGCCCUCCGCCGACCGCCGCGCGGCCUGCAGAGCGCCGCGGCGCUCCGCCCCAUCUCCGGCCAGCUGCGACGACACCCCGCCGAAGCGCCGCCCGCCUGCGCCCUCCCCCGGCCGCGCGGCGCGUGGCCCGCAGGGCGCCGCUGCGCCACGCCGCACCAACGCCGUUGGGGCGCGCUACGGCCCCGCAGCGGCGCCGGCCCGGCUCCGGCCAUCUCCCUCGCGGCGCUUCGUCCUCGCGCACUCCUGCAGCAGCGACGGCCACGCCUGCCGCCCGCCGGGGCAGGGAGGCACCAAGCGUACUCCGCCGUCGCCCGGGGAGAUGGGGGCAGCAGGGCCACUCCCUCUCGCUAAUAGUGUCUACCUCCUCCUCCUGCACCAUGUGACAGGCACAUCAUUUGAGCCAACCUUCUUCCUUGCUAAACGCUCAUGA
Molecule: messenger RNA, 612 nt
Organism: Miscanthus lutarioriparius
Lineage: Eukaryota; Viridiplantae; Streptophyta; Magnoliopsida; Poales; Poaceae
Source: the annotation of a GenBank genome assembly